Messenger RNA from Nerophis ophidion (straightnose pipefish), 3551 nucleotides. Its product is annotated as oocyte zinc finger protein XlCOF6.1-like. Gene Ontology annotation, molecular function: RNA polymerase II cis-regulatory region sequence-specific DNA binding; DNA-binding transcription factor activity. Gene Ontology annotation, biological process: regulation of transcription by RNA polymerase II. The transcript is spliced from 4 exons. NCBI's taxonomy places the organism in Eukaryota, Metazoa, Chordata, Actinopteri, Syngnathiformes, Syngnathidae. Bases 134 to 1615 code for a protein of 493 amino acids. The record is from RefSeq and is a predicted model, not a curated record.
CUGGGACAAUAGUGAGUGGUGCACACUUCCUUCGCCCGGCCACAGAACAGAAAAAAAAGUCCCAUUUAAGAGUUGCUGGUGUAACAAUAGGAAGAAUAUAUUCCACUCCUCUCUUCUACACGCGGCUUAUGAGAUGAACGCUCGUCAAGAAGGUCUCCUUCAGCAGCAGGAGGAUCCACAGCCCCCCCACCUUAAAGAAGAAAAGGAGGAUCUCUGGGUUACUCAGGAGGAAGAGUUGGUUCCAGGGCAAGAGAAGGCGGAUCACAGCAAGUUUCCACUGACUGUUGUCAUUGUGAAGACGGAAGCGCAUGAAGACAAACCACCUGAGUCCCCACAGCUUCAUCACAGUCCAAACGUUUGUGAAGAACACCUUCUGCCUGAAAAACAGGAGUGUAGCUUCAGGAUGGUGAAGGAGGAUUCUUCUAAGAGGACGACCAGCUGCCACAGACCCUCUGGCGUCUCCUUUUCCUCUUUGACACAGACCCUUCCCUGUAAAAAGGAAGAGGAAGAUUCACUGACCCUCCACAUUAAAGAGGAAGCGAUGGAACACAACAUCAGUCAGGAGGGAGAUCAUCUUGAACGACUGGUGGAGUUCCCAGUGAUUGGUGUCCUCGUGAAGAGUGAAGAUGAAGAGGUCAAAGGUAAAAGUGAGGAGAAGAGAGAGGCGGAUCCUCCGAGCAGCAGCUCAACACAACACAUGACAACAGAAGCUGAUGGAGACCACUGUGGAGGAUCACAAGCAGACAAGCUCUUAGCUCCACUAUCAGAUAGUGAGGACACAACGUCACACUCUCCUGACACUGAUGAUGAAGACUCUAAAGAUGAUAAGACAUGUCACACUGACAACACUCACUUCACAUGUUCUCACUGUGACAAAUCCUUUCGUUCCCGUUCUUAUCUGAAAGUACACAUGAGAACACACACUGGAGAAAAAACGUUUUCCUGCUCAGAAUGUGGUAAAUGUUUUACUAACAGUCAGAGUUUGAAAGUGCACAUGAGAACACACACUGGAGAAAAACCGUUUUCCUGCUCAGAAUGUGGUAAAUGUUUUACAAUAAGUACGAGUUUAAAAGUACACAUGAGGAUCCACACUGGAGAAAAACCUUUUUCUUGUUCAUUUUGUGGUAAAGGUUUUACACAAAAAAAUGUGUUGAACGAACACAUUUCAAUACACACUGGAGAAAAGCCUUUUACCUGUUCAAUAUGUGGUAAAAGUUUUACACACAGUCAGACUUUGAAAAAACACACAAGGUUACACACUGGUGAAAAACCUUUUAUCUGUUCAAUCUGUGGCUCUUCUUUUCCAAGGAAGGAAUCUUUGAAAGUGCACAUGAGAACACACACUGGUGAAAAACCUUUUUCCUGUUCAGUCUGUGGUAAAGGUUUUGCAGAAAUUCAACAUUUGAAAAGACACAGGAAAACGCACACUGGUGAAAAAACACAUUCCUGUUCAAUCUGCAACAGAAGCUUUUGUGACCUAUCAACCCUUAGAGCCCACAUGACAACACACCCAGGAGAGAAAGUGUUGAGUUGCAGUGUGUGUGGUGAAAGAUUCUCUUAUAAGAAGCAGUGUAAGAAACACAAGUGUGCUGGUGAGAACAGCAGCAGCAAAUGAAACUGCAGGAUUUGAAAUAACCCUAAUCCCUAACCUCAAGGCAUGAUUUUGACUUUUUAUUGUUUGACUUUACAUACUUCCAAAUAUUCCUGCCAAGUAGGGGCAGCAAGGUAGACAAAAACAUAUGAGUAGAGUGACCAUCUUCUGAGAAUGUGCCGAAUAUCUUUAGACACCUCGGUCUUCUCUCCAGCACCAUUGGAACAAAAUAACAUUGGACUACUUCUCCCUUUAAAAAGGAAGAUCCCAGUAAUUUAUCCCAAUACCUGGAUUAUUUGGCUUUCUUGCGGUAGAUAACUCCUGCACCAGAACCCACCAAAAACAACUGUAAAGAACCUUGGCAGGUGGAAUGAUGCAAGCCUGAAGGAAAAAGACCAGGUGCAACAACUGCAUAAGGAUAUCAGCAGUGGCCUACAUACAGUCCAUCGAUAACACCCAACUGCCUGGAAAGUUAAAGGCCUACUGAAACGCACUACUACCCACCAGGUAGUCUGAUAGUUUAUACAUCAAUGAUGAAAUAUUAACAUUGCAACACAUGCCAAUACGGCCUUUUUAGUUUAUUAAAUUGCAAUUUUAAAUUUCCCGGGAGUUUCGUCUUGAAAACGUUGUGUAAUGAUGACGUGUACGCAAGACGUCACGUGUUUUUAGGAAGUAUGAGCGCUGCACACACACACACAGUCGUCUGCUUUAACCGCAUAAUUACACAGUAUUUUAGAGAUCUGUGUUGCUGAAUCUUUUGCAAUUUUUUCAACUAAUAUUGGAGAAGUCACAGUAGAACGAUGGAGUUGGGAAGCUUUAGCCUUUAGCCACACAAACACACAGUGAUUCCUUGUUUAAAAUUCCUGGAGGUGAAACUUUACUAUGGAUCAGAGCGCGGUCAAGCGUACAUGAAUCACGACGGAAUGUCAACCAGCAGGUUUCGGUGAGAAAAUUGUGGUUAAAAAGUCGCUUCUUACCGGAGAAAAGCUGAGCUUGUGCCGUCCAUAGCUGCCGUCGACUCCCCUGAGACAUUGGCGUCAACACACCCGUGGACGUACACUUCCGGCUAUCAGAAACUGUUGAACUCAAUAAAACAUUAGCAACACAAUAGAAAGAUAAGGGAAUUCCCAGAAUUAUCCUAGUAAAUGUGUUUAAAAACAUCAGAAUCCGUCCCAAUUCCAUCGCGUUUUUUUUUUGUUUUUUUUCUAGUCCUUUGCUAUCAAUAUCCUUAAACUCGAAGCUUUCAUCCUCGCUCAAAUUAAUGAGGAAAUUGUCGUUUUCUCGGUCCAAAUAGCUCUUUUUGUUGGAGGCUCCCAUUAAAAUCAAUGUGAGUAUGUGAGGAGCCCCCACACUUGCGACGUCAUCGUUUGCGACUUCCGGUAGAGUCAGGGCUUUUUUCUUAACACCGAAAGUUGCAAAAUUUAUCGUGGAUGUUCUCUACUAAAUCCUUUCAGCAAAAAUAUGGCAAUAUCGCGAAAUGAUCAAGUAUGACACGUAGAAUGGACCUGCUAUCCCCGUUUAAAUAAGAAAAGCUCAUUUCAGUAGGCCUUAAAGGCCUAGUGCCUGCAGUUCGAACUCCUCCCGAGGAUACUGUGGCCCCUCGCAGGUAUUAAGGUCCCAAUCUCAACCGUGGAGACAUUGGAAAGAGGAGUCACAGGCUACAUCAAAAAAUGUCUCAGAGUUCCACGAUGCCUUAUAGGGCUGCGAAUCCUUGGGUGUCCCAUGAUUCAAUUCAAUAUCGAUUCUUGGGGUCACAAUUCAAUAAUAUAUCGAUUUUUUCAAAACGAUUCUGUAUUCAUUCAAUACAUAGGAUUUCAGCAGGAUCUACCCCAGUCUGCUGACAUGCAAGCAGAGUAGUAGAUUUAUUUUUUCAAAAGCUUUUAUAAUUGUAAAGGACAAUGUUUUAUCAACUGAUUGCAAUGAUGUAAAUUAGUUAUAACUAUUAAACGAAUCAAAAAUA